This is a messenger RNA of Hypomesus transpacificus, 3529 nucleotides long. It is a transcript of the gene vps9d1, whose product is annotated as VPS9 domain containing 1. The transcript has 16 exons. The record is from RefSeq and is a predicted model, not a curated record. Gene Ontology annotation, cellular component: cytosol; endocytic vesicle. Gene Ontology annotation, biological process: vesicle-mediated transport. Gene Ontology annotation, molecular function: guanyl-nucleotide exchange factor activity; small GTPase binding. Bases 40 to 2103 code for a protein of 687 amino acids. NCBI's taxonomy places the organism in Eukaryota, Metazoa, Chordata, Actinopteri, Osmeriformes, Osmeridae.
UCUUCCGUUGUUUACGGAUUGUGUACAUCCGGUCCAGUCAUGGCCGCCAAGUCUGGCUGUGACGCUGGCGUGAAGCCCCUCCAAAAUGCUAUGAAAAUGGCUAAAUUGGCAAUACAACUAGACGCAGGGAACAGACACAAGGAAGCAUAUUGUGAAUACCUGCGGAGCAUCAGCUUUAUUUCCCAAUCGCUUCUGGAGGAUGCGCUGUCUCAAACGGACGGAGAAAUGGUUGCGGUGGAGAUGGAGAGGAUGCUGAGGUUGGCAGAGCAGUGUUUGGAGAGAGCCAAGUCCUUCAUAGAGCGGCAUGAGGAACCCACCAUCAUCUCCUCACCCACCCAGACCCAAGCCCUAAACCAGAACCAGAACCCAGACCUGAACCAGCCCACAACCCAGGACACUACUGUUGUUGUAGCAGCUAGCUGUGGAGAUUGUGUCACACCACAAGAGGCUGUGGCUGAGAUGAAGCACAGAGCCAAUCCAAGGCUGGGGCACCGCAGGGUUCAAUCUGAAGGAGAGGGUGAGCUCUCUGCCUUCCUGCCCCCCGAAGUCUUCCAGAGACUGCAGACAGCAGUGUCACUGGAUAUGAAAAAGGAGCUUACACCGAUUGAGGAGGCUUCACGUCUGAACCAAAAGCUGAAAGCCAAUUAUCAGGCCCGUUUGGCAAGGCUCCAACCUGGGCAAGCCACUCAGAAGACUUCUCUGAAGCUGUCUCUUCAGCGACAAAUGAUGGAAAACCUGAUCAUAGCCAAGGCAAGGCAGGACGCUCUUCAGAGGAGGAUGGAGGAGAGAAGAUCGAGACUGCAGGAGGAGGCCAACAGGAGAUUUGCAGCAUCUGGUACAGUGACGACAGAGGAGCAGGAGCAAAGGCUUCUGUACACCAACGUUCUGGAGUACGAACAAGACCACAACUGGCCCAAGCUGUGGAAAGAGAAGCUGAAGAAGAGCCCAAAUGAUGACAGCCUGUUGUCCGGUCUAGUUGCACUUCUUCUCAGCCGUGCAGACCACCCAGUGAUGAUGCUCCUAAAGAAGCACCAGUAUCGCGUCUACAACCAUCUGUACCCCCUGGUGAGCAGGGGACCCCCGGCCAGCCCCUCCCCCUCCCUCAAGCCUUCCCGCAGCGCUCAGAACCUGCUCAGCCCAGAACCGCACCAGAAAUCGGGCUCAGACUACAACACCUCGCUGUCCUUCUCCAACGAGCACAACGCGAGUGAGGAGGAGCUGGACAGCGCCGGCCCGGCCAGCCCAGGUACCGACCACUGUGUGGACCGAGAGAACUCGUUUGAGGACCUCGAGCAGUUCUUGACCCCACUGGACUGGGCCCCACCCCAUGGGAAUGCAAGGGUGGACAGUGAUUUGACCUUUGAAGCCUCCACCCAGAUUGAACCCGAGUCUGAGAGCCUCAUCCAUGGGAUGGAGGUCCGCGCCCUCAAAGAGCAUCUGAAGGACAUUGUCAAGGACAUCCACAUCGCCAUAGACCAGCUUCUAUCCCUGUGUCUGCUCUCCUUUGAGUGCCUCAACACAACCACGUCUAAAGACCUGUGUUUGGCCAGCAUUGAAGAGGCCUUCUUCACCCCUCUGUGGAGCCCUCUGCUGGCUCUCUUCAGGAAGGUGAACCGAGACCGGGAGCUGUGUCUGGAGGACAGCAUGCGACUCCACCAUGAGGUGACACCUGGAGACGUGGGUGUCUCAGCUAAACUGUUCCCCCAGGACCCCGCAGUGCUGCAUGGUUCCUACCCCUACGAGUGUGCAGUGCAGGAGCUGCGUUCGAUGUGCAAAGACUCCUGUCCCCAGAGGAAGCUGGAGUGUCUGGUGAGGACAUUGCGUCUCAUCUGUGCCUGUGCCGAAGACUACAGAUGUCUCCACGAGGUGGACUCUGCACCCAAAACAGCUGCCAUCGGUGCAGAUGACCUGCUGCCCAUCCUGUCCUUCGUGGCCCUGAGGUGCGGCUGUCCUCAGCUUCUGUCUGAAUGUGCUGCCCUGGAGGAGUUCAUCCACGAGGGGUACCUGAUUGGAGAGGAGGGCUACUGUCUGACCUCCAUGCAGAGCGCCCUGACGUAUGUGGAGUCGCUCCACACCGGAGGAGGCCUGGACAAACUCACCUGAGCCAGGUUGCUGGUUUGAAAGAAGCUCAGCUUCCAGCAUGCUUCUGCUCUGUUUGUCCACCCCCCUCCCCCCCCCCCCCCCAACCCAACCAAGGUUGUUAAAAUAGCAAAGUUUGACAUAAACGCAAAUGAGAUUAAAAGGAUUCUUUAUUUCAUGUGGUGUAGGGGGUGAGUGAGAAUGUGAGCAGAGGGAAUUAUUUGUGCACUUUCAGUGUUUUGUAUGUGAAAGAUCCAGUUUGUGUUGAUGGUUUCCUGCAUUUCCCAGUCAUCCAAUAGACUGUCAGCUCACUGAAUCAGGGUUUUAAUUAACUGUGGGACAGACAUUACUUGCAUUUUAUUUUGAAUUUUGCACUUUUAGUGUGUAACACUUUUUUGUUAUUUGUUCUGUCAGAUGAAUUGUGUGUGCGUGAAUCCAUGUGCAGGAAUGUCCAAACAUGGCAAAUUGUUACAGCCAGGGACUACAGUGAUACGAUGAUGAUGACUGAAGUUUAGGGAAUUAGCUUCUUCUUCUUCUUUUUUUUUUUUUUUUUUUUUUUUUUUAAGACUUUACAACUUGCAUAUCUGAUUGACCUGGUCAGAGAACAUAAGACUGUGACGUAAAGAGGAGAGAUGGUAAGUGAGUACUUCUGGCCAUUCUAGAGAGCCUGGUGUAAAAAACACAUCUCUUCCUGCAAUUACCUCAGGUGGUGAGAAGAUCCAGGGGUUUAAAACUAACAGGCACCCUCAUUAAUAUGAUGGCUGAUCUGUCUUACGAUUGAUUAAGCAAAUGCAUGUAGUUCUCAGUCCUUCUCACUUCAAAAUCUGUGUUUUAGUAGAAAAGAAAGAAAUGUCAGUUUUUUUUAAGGAAUUGUAAAAGGUCAUUUUGAAGUUCACUGUCUGGGCUCUAAUAUGUGAACUCCUUGUACCUGGUUAAUUCACUUUAGUUUGGUUUUAUACAGUGGAUUUUAGUGCUAUCUGUCUGGUAGUUUCCUUUUUUGCAAUUUAAUGUUUUAUUUUUAAGUGAAAGAAAUAAAAGGGUUAAAAGGUAAUGUGAAAAAAUGUUUCAGAAUUGCGAUUUGAAUUGUAACGCCUUCUAGCCAGGUUAAAUGUGAUAGUUUUUCCUGUGAAAUGUGUGACACCAAAUAAAUGCUUUUCUGUGACAUAGAGAGGCUUGUAAAUGUAUGUAAAUACAGUAAAAUAACCUGGAAGUUGUUUGAACUGUUGAAUGAAACCAGUCCACUUAUACCACUACGGAGAUGACAUGCUGUUUGUUUAAGGAUGGUUUCUAUUCCUCUUGAAGACUCGAUGAAUGUAAACUUUUUUUUGUCCAUUAACCUGAUGCUGUUUUACUCUGCAUACCAUAUAUUUUACUGUGUACAAGAGAAGGUCAAAGUUGUAAAUCCUGGGGAUUUAAAUUAUAGUAAAUAAUAAUAAUAAAGAAGUAGAGA